AUGAUCAAGUUCUCGGGUGACGACUACAUGAUUAACGAGUUGGAGGACGCUGAGGAGGGCGACGACUUCGACCCCUUCGAUGACGACGAGUCGUUGUUCUCUGAAACCGGUGAGGACUUGCUCAAGCGAGGCAACACGGUGAGGAGAGGCAACACCAUCACCAGAAAACCCCAGAAAACCGAAUUAGGCGCAGACUCCGUAAUCGAAAUGGAGGAAGAAGACUUCAAGCCUCGGUUAAACUACACCAAAACCAUCAAAAAGGCCAAGUUAGUCAACGGUAACUACGUGAUCGAUUGUCCUGUCCCACGCUCGUUGCUUGAAACCUACGGCAGAAAAAUCACCGACGGUGGCAGAGAAAUGUCCUUCAUGAGAUACACAGCCGCCACCUGUGGUCCUUCCAACUUCCAAAAAUUCAACUACAACGUAAGACAGGCGUUGUACACACCUCCCAGACAAACCGAGAUUUUGGUGUGUGUUACCAUGUAUAACGAAGACGAGAUCUUGUUGGCCAAGACCUUGAAGGGUAUCUUCGAAAAUAUUAAGAACUUGACCAAAAGAUCCGACCCGGCCUGGGGUGAAGAUUCUUGGAAGAAGAUUGUUGUUUUGAUCGUCAAUGACGGUAGAGUUGCAUUGAACAAGAGAUCUAAGACCUUGUUGACCGCCAUGGGUGUAUUCCAAGAUGGUUACGCCAAAUCCAAGAUUAAUGAUUCAUCAGUCAAGUCGCAUAUUUACGAGUACACAUCCACGGUUGGUAUCGACGUGGUCAGUGACAAGGUCCAUUUAUGUCCAAACUCCUCUCCCGUGCAAAUGAUCUUCUGUUUGAAGGAAAAAAACUCGAGAAAGAUUAACUCCCACAGAUGGGCUUUCCAAGCAUUCUGCCCCAUUCUUAACCCCAAGGUUGUCAUGUUGUUGGAUUGUGGUACCAUGCCUUCAAAGGACGCAUUUUACUAUUUAUGGAGAUCAUUCCGUGACCCCAAGGUUGCCGGUGCAUGUGGUGAAAUGAGAGCCUCCUUGGGCCAAGGUAAAAGAUUAUUGGCCAACCCAUUGGUUGCUGCUCAAAACUUCGAGUAUAAAAUUUCGAACAUUUUGGAUAAGCCUAUGGAGUCAGUUUUUGGGUUCAUUACUGUGUUACCCGGUGCUUUCUCGGCUUACAGAUAUGAAGCAUUGUUAAACGUUGAUGGUGAAGGGCCUUUGGAAAAGUACUUCAAGGGUGAAUAUCUUCAUCAAGGCUCACAAAUCGACUCCAAUGACGCUGAAGAAGAUGACGAAAAAUACAUCAAGGAAAGAAACUAUCAAGAAGCAGGUAUCUUCACGUCUAAUAUGUACUUGGCCGAAGAUAGAAUUUUGUGUUUCGAGCUUGUGGCCAAAAAGAACCAUAACUACGUUUUGAGAUACGUGAAUGAAGCCAAGGCGGAGACCGAUGUUCCCGAAAAACUUGAUGAGUUUGUUUUACAAAGAAGAAGAUGGUUGAACGGUUCUAUGUUCGCUGCCGCUUAUGCCGUGUUCCACUGGACCAACAUUUGGAAAUCCAAUCACUCGUUAGCCAGAAAGUUGUGGUUACAGGUGGAAUUCUACUAUCAGUUGGUUACAAUCUUGGUUUCUUGGUUCUCGUUGGCUUCUUUCUUCUUGGUGUUUAGAAUUUUGACCGCCAACUUGGGUGCCGAAGAUAUGAAUUUCGAGACCGGAAAGUACUUGGCCAUCGUCUUUCUAUGGUUCUACGUGGGAUGUGUGGUUUCCACAUUCGUUUUGGCAUUUGGUAAUACUCCAAGAGGUACCAAGAAGUUUUAUAUGGCGAUCGCAGUGAUCUUCUCGGUAUUGAUGGUGUAUAUGAUGUUUGCGGCCAUUUACUUGGCUAUUCAUACAGUCAACUUGGUUGUCAAGAAUCAUAAGGAUGAUUUCAAUGUGACAAUGGUUUUCACCAACGGUAAGUUCAGAGAUUUGGUGGUUUCGAUGGUUUCCACCUAUUUGUUGUACUUCGUGGGUGCAUUCUUGUACGGAGAACCGCUGUUUAUGUUCACAUCUUUUGUUCAGUAUGUGGCAUUAUCACCCAGUUACGUGAACAUCUUGAACAUUUAUUCGUUCUGUAACAUUCAUGAUGUUUCUUGGGGUACCAAGGGUGCAGUGGAAGCCAAGGACUUGGGUUCCGCCAAGUCCACUGGUGCCAACAAGGACGAGUUGGUGAUGAUUGCCCCAGGUUUGGCAGAGGAGUUGAACGACUCGUACUUGAACACCUUGGAAGAGUUGCGGACAGUUGAGCCUCCAGUCAUCGAGGCCAAUCUCAGAAAGCAAAAGGACGAUGCCUACUAUGCAUUUGUCAGAACCAUCACCGUGUUGGUGUGGAUGUUGACCAACGCCAUUUUGCUUGUCAUUGUGUUGGAGGCCGGAGGUCUCGAUACCUUGACCAAAAAGCCCAGUGUCAACCCGGACGGUUCCAUCCGUGCCAACUCUGAAGUGUUCUUGACAAUUAUUUUAUGGAUUGUCGCCGGUUUGGCGUUGUUCAGAUUCCUUGGAUGUGUGUUGUUCUUGAUCUUCAAGGCAUUCAGACCCAUCAAAUGGAGGUUCUUGGCCAGAAAGGAAAGUAAGGCUGCCAAUAGUGGUUAA
Suhomyces tanzawaensis NRRL Y-17324 is the source of this 2601-nucleotide messenger RNA. It is a transcript of the gene CHS8, whose product is annotated as Chs8p. The record is from RefSeq and is a predicted model, not a curated record. Gene Ontology annotation, cellular component: cell septum; cell periphery. Lineage: Eukaryota; Fungi; Ascomycota; Pichiomycetes; Serinales; Debaryomycetaceae. The transcript has a single exon. Bases 1 to 2601 code for a protein of 866 amino acids. Gene Ontology annotation, molecular function: chitin synthase activity.